Molecule: messenger RNA, 1095 nt
Organism: Chrysochloris asiatica (Cape golden mole)
Lineage: Eukaryota; Metazoa; Chordata; Mammalia; Afrosoricida; Chrysochloridae
Gene: FAM131B
Product: family with sequence similarity 131, member B
Exons: 7
Coding region: 1-1095 (364 amino acids)
Source: RefSeq, a predicted model, not a curated record
AUGGGCUGCAUCGGCUCCCGGACCGUGGGGAAUGAGGUGAUCGCUGUGGAUUGGAAAGACGUAGACCAGAUCCCCAUGGACAGUACCAGCUCGCUACAGGGGAGCAGCCUCCACCGACCCUCCACUGAACAAACCCGGACAGAAUUCUCCUGGGACGCCAUCAAUCUCUCCAUGGAGGACACCACUUCUAUCCUCCCGAAGCUCAAACGAAAUUCCAAUGCCUAUGGCAUCGGGGCCUUGGCCAAGUCUUCCUUCUCAGGGAUCUCGAGAAGCAUGAAGGACCACGUGACAAAGCCCACAGCCAUGGGGCAGGGCCGGGUGGCGCACAUGAUCGAGUGGCAGGGCUGGGGGAAGGCCCCAGCCCUCCAACCUCAACACAGCCACGAGGCGGUACGUAGGGACACCGAUGCCUAUUCCGACCUCAGUGAUGGCGAGAAGGAGGCGCGCUUCCUAGCAGGGGUCAUGGAACAGUUCGCCAUUUCUGAGGCCACGCUUAUGGCCUGGUCUUCUAUGGACGGUGAAGACAUAAGUGUCAAUUCUACCCAGGAACCACUGGGCUGCGACUACAGCGACAACUACCAGGAGUUAAUGGAGAGCCAGGAUGCCCUGACUCAGGCCCCCAUGGACGGCUGGCCUCACUCCUACGUAUCCCAGGGCAUGUACUGUCUGGGCUCUUCGGACGCCUGGGAAGCUAGUGACCAGUCCCUCAUGGCUUCUCCAGCCACAGGCUCCUACCUCGGCCCCGCCUUCAAUGACUCGCAGCCCAGCUUGCACGAGAUGGGGCCCCCUCACCCCACCUUGGGCUGCCCUACCCAGGAGCCACCCCCGUUCCUGGGAGUGGACACUGACUGGGCUCCUGGCAGAGGUGUCGUCGAGCUGGCCCCGGUCCCUGUGGAGGAAGAACAGCAGCAGGAGACUGAGGAGAAGAGGCCGUUGGCCCUGGAGGAAGAGGAGGAUGCAGGAUGCCGGGACCUGGAGUCGCUGUCCCCAAGGGAGGACCCUGAGGUGUCCACUGCCCUCAGCCGGAAGGUGUCUGAUGUCACUUCCUCAGGGGUGCAGUCCUUCGACGAGGAAGAGGGCGAGGCCAACAACUAG